AUGCCCACACAACAAUCGACAGAUUCAUUGGAUGAACCAGAAAGUGUAUCAAAACAACCACAACAUCAACAUGAUACAUCUCAAAUUAACCACAACAAAGAAGAAACAGGAAAAGAAUCUGGGAAACUUGAUAAUUUUAAACAAUAUAUAUUGAAGACAAUCAAAAAGAUACCGACCCCAAAAUUGAUAUGGAUAAUUAGUCCUAUUGCUAUUGUCAUUUAUUCUACAAUAUUUAAUAUUACUAGUGAAAUAUUAUAUUCAAAAUUCACUUAUAAUUCAUAUGGUACUAGUUUCUAUAAAAUUGUUGUAUUAUUUUUAGAUGUUUUCAUAUUUUUAAUUAUUAUUUAUGAACAAAUUUAUUUCACCAAUAAUAUUAAUCAUUUCACUAAUAAUCAUAAUAAUAGUAAUAAUAAGAAUAAGAAUAAUAAGAAUAACAAGAAUAAGAAUAAUAAGAAUAAAUGGUCAAAAUAUAUUUAUAUUAUAAUUUGUAAAAUUUUGAAAAAAAUUUUAUGGUUAAUUUUAUUAAUAGCUUGUAUUUUCCAAGUUAUUGUAAUAUCUACUGGGAAAUUAAAUAAUCCAUUAAAUAUUGAAAAUGAUGAUUAUAAUUAUAAUCAUAAUCAUAAUGAUAAUUAUAAUCAUAAUUAUAAUUAUGGUAAAAAUUUUGAAAUUACUCCUAAAGAAAAAACUAUUUAUUUUAUAAUAAAUCUUUUCAGUUUAAUAUUUAAUGGAGCAGUAUUAACUAUUUGGUGGUCAACUAAUAUAUCAUCAGUUCAAACUUUAUUUGGACUUAUUAAUUUAAUGAAUAUUUUAAUUGGAAUUAGUAUAUCUCAAAUAAAUAUUGUUCAUAUUCAUAAUUCUUAUGGAAUAAAUAGAAGAUUACAUAAUUGGUUUAUAUUAAUGGGAUCAUUUAUGACUGGUCAAUCAACUAUUGGAUUAAUUAUUACUUUAUUAAUUAAUGAAAAAAAUCGAUUGAAAGAUUUCAUUGGUAAAUUGAUUUUUUUUUAUGAUAUUUAUGUUGCCACUAUUUUUGGUUUACUUUUGGGUUGUACUAUUGUUAGUGGGAUUUAUUUUAAUAAUGAUACCCUGUUCCCUAUUAGUAUUUUCAUAUUAUAUCUUUGUUCCAUUAUUAUUUCGGUUGUGUCUUUCUUAUGUACAAGAUAUUUCCGUUUACGUGGUGGUGGAUUUACUAAUGAAUAUCAAGUGGAAGAAUAUAAUUUACUUUCAUUAACGGUUCAUCAAAAACAAGGAUGGGGGAAACUUAUAGAUAUUAAUCAUAAAUAUAAUGGAGGAAUUUCUGGUGAUUAUGUCAUUUCAUUAAUGGAAAAUUAUGUGAAUGCCAAAUUAUCAGGAAUGUCAUGUAAAGUGUUACGAGUAUUCAAAAAGAAUGAAACAACAACAACAACAAUAACAACCACAACCUCUAAACUGCUUCAAAAACUAAAGCAUCAAAACAAAAAGAAUUUAAAUACUGCAUUUGAAGAAUUAGAUCCUGAAUCUUUAUUAUUCCAAGAAUUACCAACUUCACAAAGUUAUGAAUCACCAGAAGUUAAACAUUUACAAGAAGAAUAUCGACCAUUAUCGAAAAAUCAAUUGAAACGAUUAACUAAAAAAAAUCAAAAAGAUAAAAAAUUAUUACAAUUAAAAUCUUUAGAAAAUAAUACUGAAAUUUUUUAUCAAGAAUUAAUGAAUACUGAAGCAUUAAUAUUACUUACUAUUAUUGAAGAAUUUGAUUUAAGUGAAAGAAUCCCAGGUUGGAUUGGUAAAAAAUUGAAUAAAUGGUUUGGGAAAAAUUCGAAAUAUCCUUUUUUAAGUAUUCGAUUUGGAUUAUUAGGAUUUCAUUGGCCAUUUAAACGAUCAACUUUUUAUUGUAGUGCCACCAAAAAACCCGUAGCUCGUGGUGCUGCUGUUCUAUAUGCCAUAUCUCAAUGGAAUUCUCAACAUGAAAAAUUAACCGUAUUAUUAGAUCCAACUUAUAAAGAUGUUAAUUUUGAAGCAGGGAUAACUUCUAGUGGUUGGUAUAAGAUUAAAUUACCUAAUUCUCAUAUUAUUGAUUUAAGACCAUUUCAAAAAAUUCAAACUAGUAUUGAUGAUUAUUUCAAAGCUAUAAAAUAUAGAAGUCAAGAUAAUUCAUUUAAACAAGCUAAUGGACAAAUAAUUGAAACUAAUAUAUUUAAUUAUGAAAAUUGUCAAGAAAUCAUUAAUAUGAAUCAAAAUAUUUCUCAAAAUAGACAACUUUCAGGACAAUCACAACAAUUAUUACAACCAAAUUGGCAAUUCAUUUAUAAUUUAGGAAAUUAUUCUAAUGAAAAAAAAUAUCGUUCAUUAUUGUUUUUAAAAGUUGAUAAUGAAAUUAUUGCUUCAUGUGUUAUAUUUCGUUUAGGUGAUACUAUGACUUCAGAUAUUCAAGGAUUAAAUCAUGUUAUAAGUAAAAAAUAUAAAGCAUAUUUUGUUAUGAUGCAAGAAGUAAUUAAAAUUGGAUUAAGAGAAGGAGUUAAAUUUAUUGAUUUUGGUCCAACUACUGAAGAAGCUAAAGUUACUAUUGGUUGUAAUGUUGUACCAUUAUGUGGAUCAAUUUAUCCUAAAAAUAAAUUCUUAGGACCAAUCAUAAAAUUUGCUGCUAGUAAAGUUGAUGUGUGA
This is a messenger RNA of Candida dubliniensis CD36, 2637 nucleotides long. RefSeq lists its product as uncharacterized. The record is from RefSeq and is a predicted model, not a curated record. The transcript has a single exon. Lineage: Eukaryota; Fungi; Ascomycota; Pichiomycetes; Serinales; Debaryomycetaceae. The coding region runs from base 1 to 2637 and encodes 878 amino acids.